Molecule: messenger RNA, 2476 nt
Organism: Triticum dicoccoides
Lineage: Eukaryota; Viridiplantae; Streptophyta; Magnoliopsida; Poales; Poaceae
Product: subtilisin-like protease 1
Exons: 2
Coding region: 1-2127 (708 amino acids)
Biological process (GO): proteolysis
Molecular function (GO): serine-type endopeptidase activity
Source: RefSeq, a predicted model, not a curated record
AUGGAAACCACAAGGCUAUCCUUGCUCUCUCUUCUUCCUUUCCUUCUCCUCGCGAUCGCUGCCGCGGCAACCGGCGGCGAGCUCAGCACGUUCAUCGUCCACGUGCAAACGGAGGAGAACCGCGUGUUUGGCACCGCGGACGACCGGAAGGCGUGGUACCACUCGUUCCUCCCCGACCAUGGCCGGCUCGUGCACGCGUACCACCACGUCGCCAGCGGGUUCGCGGCCCGGCUGACGCGGCAGGAGCUGGAGGCGUUGUCCGCCAUGCCCGGGUUCCUCAGCGCGACCCGCGCCCGGACAUACACCACGCUCACGACGCACACGCCCGAGUUCCUGGGGCUGAACGUCGAGCAGGGGCGGCGGAACUACACGUCGGAGUUCGGCGCCGGGGUCAUCGUCGGCGUGAUCGACACCGGCAUCUUCCCGGACCACCCGUCCUUCAGCGACGAGGGCAUGCCGCCGCCGCCGGCCAAGUGGAAGGGGCGUUGCGACUUCAGCGGCACCUCGUGCAAUAAUAAGCUCAUCGGCGCCCGCAACUUCGUCGCCGCCUUCAACGGCCCGAACGGCACCUCCGCGGGGGUGCCGCCGGUCGAUGAGUUUGGGCACGGGACUCACACCGCAAGCACCGCCGCUGGAGCGGUCGUGCCGGGCGCUAACGUGCUUGGCAACGCAUGGGGCACCGCCGCCGGGAUGGCGGUCCGCGCGCACAUCGCCAUGUACAAGGUGUGCUACGGAAAAGUUGUAAUAGGGUGCGAGGAUGCCGACAUACUGGCCGGCAUUGACGCCGCCGUGGGCGACGGCUGCGACGUCAUCUCCAUAUCUCUCGGCGGGCCGUCGGUGCCCUUUCACCUAGACCCUAUGGCCAUCGGGGCGUUCGGCGCCAUCGAGAAGGGCAUUUUUUUGGGGAACGGCGCAUAUUUCCUCGGCGAGUCACUCUACCAGCGAGAUGCCGGUUUCUACCCGUUGGUCUACGCGGGCGCGACCGGGAAGCCAUUCACGGAGCUUUGCGGAAACGGCAGUCUGGACGGCUUCGACGUCAAGGGCAAGAUAGUGCUGUGUGAGCUCACGCGAAACAUCACGGUGCUCAACCAAGGUGAGGUGGUGGAGAGUGCCGGCGGCGUCGGCAUGAUCUUGGCGAGCCCGUUUUUCCGAGGGUACGACAAGUUAGCUCAGGCGAACAUCCUCCCAGCGUCGAGCGUCGACUACCUCGCGGGCGCAGCCAUUAAAUCCUACCUCAACUCCACGGCGAACCCGGUGGCGCGUAUGGGCUUCAAGGGUACAUUACUCGGCACGUCACCUGCUCCGUCGAUCGUCUUCUUCUCCUCUCGCGGGCCUAGCCGUCAGGGCACUGGCGUUCUGAAGCCCGACAUCACGGGCCCCGGAGUGAACGUGCUCGGGGCAUGGCCGUUUCAGGUCGGCCCACCAUCGGCGCCGGUUCUCCCUGGGCCGACCUUCAACAUCAUCUCCGGCACGUCCAUGUCGACACCGCACCUCGCCGGCAUCGCCGCUCUGAUCAAGAGCAAGCACCCGGACUGGUCGCCGACGGCGAUCAAGUCGGCCAUGAUGACGACGGCCGACAUCACCGACCGUUCCGGCCGUCCAAUACUCAACGAGCAGCGCGUGACGGCCAACCUCUUCGCCACCGGCGCCGGACACGUCAAUCCAAUGAAGGCCGCUGACCCUGGCCUAGUCUACGACAUUACUCCUGAGGAUUACAUCGGCUACCUCUGUAGCAUGUACACGAGCCAACAAGUGUCGGUGAUCGCGCGCCGGCGGAUCGACUGCUUGACCACCGUCGUGAUCAGCGACCGCCUGCUGAAUUACCCGUCGAUCUCUGUCACUUUUGUAGCAUCCUGGAAUUCGAGCGCGCCGGUGGUGGUAAGGCGCAAGGUGAAGAACGUCGGGGUGGUGCCUUCGGUGUACUACGCGGCGAUCGACAUACCGAGCAGCGCCGUAAGCAUGGACAUAUUUCCGAGGGAGCUUGAAUUCGUCGAGGAGGGCCAGGAGCUGACUUUCUCGGUAUACUUGUGGCCGAGGCAGAGUGCUACGAGGGUGGUGCAGGGUGCUCUGCGAUGGGUGUGCGAGAAGCACACCGUACGGAGCCCAAUCUCUGUCACCUUUGCUUGAUCAGACUUGAUUUUCGGCAUGAGAGAUGGAAGGAUCCAAGAGCAAAAUAAAGAAAUGACUUUCAGGAGGAACGCCACCAUCUCGAGGCCGAAUUUGGGCAGGGGCAUUUUUGCCCUCCUGUGAAGCGAUUCUGUCAGGGAAAAUUCCCUCUGGGAGGGGGAAAUUGAAGCCAUCGUCAUCACCAACAACCCUCUUAUCUUUCGGAGGCCAAUCUUCAACAGCACGAUCUCAUCUCAAACCCUAGUUCAUCACAUGUGUUCAAUGUUUGUAUCAAAACCUCGGAUUGGUACCUGUGGGUGACUAGUAGUAUUGAUUACAUCUAGUAGUUGAUGCUAGAUGGUUUAUUUGA